AUGAUAGACCUUUUCAUGCCCUUUCGGGCAUUUCUGAAAUUCGAAAACGUGUGUACGGAUAACAAUAUUUUUCGGAUGCACUACAAAGCUACUGUGAUAAUGCUGCUUGUAUUCACGCUGAUGGUGACCUCGAAGCAGUUCUUCGGCGAGCCGAUCCACUGCAUGAGCGACAGCGAGAAAGAUAGUGACAAGGACGCGAUAAAUAGCUACUGCUGGAUCUACGGAACUUACACGCUGAAGAGCAGCCUCCAUGGAGUCGUUGGAAAAAACAUGGCCUACCCUGGAGUGGGACCCCUGAAAACUGGCAAAGAUGAAGAGAUCAAGCACACUUACUACCAGUGGGUGUGCUUUGUGCUGCUCGGACAGUCCGUCAUGUUCUACACUCCUCGGUACCUGUGGAAGAUCUGGGAAGGAGGCCGACUCAAAGCUUUGGCUUCGGAUCUAAGCAGCCCCCUCGUGACAAAAGACUGGUCGGAGUUCCGUCGCGGCGAGCUGGUGUCCUACUUAAGCUAUACCAACAUCUACACGCAUAACAUGUACGCGCUGCGGUAUGCCUUCUGCGAGCUCCUCAACCUUGCCAAUGUGGUUGGCCAAAUAUUCCUCCUGGAUAUAUUUCUGGGCGGAGCAUUCCGCAACUACGGCGCUGCAGUCGCUGCGUUCACACACACACCGCGCGUUCCCGCCAACAUGAUAGAUUUCGCAUCCGUCAACCCAAUGGACCAAUACUUCCCGAAACUCACCAAGUGCUGGCUAAGAAGCUAUGGACCCACUGGCACCCUGCAGCUUAAAGACCGACUCUGCGUUCUACCCCUUAACAUUGUCAAUGAAAAGAUCUUUGUCAUUCUCUGGUUUUGGCUGAUCUUUCUCGCUUUCAUGUCGACUGCUGCUGUCCUUUUUAGAUUUCUGGUCCUGUCAUUCUCUCCACUCCGUACUGCACUCAUCAUGGCACAGCUACGUUACAUCAAUAGGAAUAUUGUGAGUAGAAUCGUAAAGCGCUUUGGAUUCGGUGACUGGUUCAUAUUGUACUUGCUGGGCAAUAACAUGAAUCCGAUAAUUUAUAAAGAAUUGCUCAUAGAACUGUCUAAAGAGUUGGAGCACAAAACUAUAAUGGUUUGAUGUUUAUUCGUAAAAUUUAAUUGUAAUAAGGAGGUUGUGACUUGUGAUUAGAUCUCAUGUUAAUAAUAAGUGUAAAUAAUUAUCAAAGACUGAUUAUAAGUAACAGGUUUUGAAUAGUUUGCCAUUAUUAUGUUCAUAUCAUAACUUCCCUAAUUAACUAAACUUGUCAUUAAAAUUUACCAGUUGAUUAAAAGGUAAUUAAUACACAUUUUCUAAAUGAUUUUUAUGGAAUAAUUUUCAAUAAUCUUUGUUACUGUACUGUGUACUGAAAUGUUUAUCAGAAGGAUGUUUUAUGUUUUGUUUUGCAUUUGAAUUGUUAUAUAUUAUUUAAAAUUAAUGGUUAUGAAUACUGAGUUAUUGUGAUUUAGGUACUUCAAAUUAUAAGUCUAAAUUUAUAAGAAUUAAUGAAAAAUGUAUGCUCAUAU
Ostrinia furnacalis (Asian corn borer) is the source of this 1541-nucleotide messenger RNA. RefSeq names its product innexin 4 (gene Inx4). Gene Ontology annotation, biological process: phototransduction. The record is from RefSeq and is a predicted model, not a curated record. The transcript is spliced from 4 exons. Bases 1 to 1116 code for a protein of 371 amino acids. Gene Ontology annotation, molecular function: gap junction channel activity. Gene Ontology annotation, cellular component: plasma membrane; gap junction. Lineage: Eukaryota; Metazoa; Arthropoda; Insecta; Lepidoptera; Crambidae.